AUGGAUUUGAAUCUUUAUUUUCAAGUGUCUAUUCCUCCAGCACUUACUGAUGAAAGUAAUGCGGAUGCAAAGAUUCUCUAUGAAAGAUGGAAGAGAUCUAAUAUAUUGUUUUUAUCAUUCAUAUUACAACAUGUGCCUAAAAAUAUUAGAGGUCAUGUGACUUCUAAUACUCUAGUAACCAUUUACAUGAAAAUGAUUGAAUAAUUUAUUAGGUCUAACAAAGAUAAAGCAGGUGUCUUGAUUCAAAAGUUUACUUUUAUGUGCUAUAUAGUGAAAGAAAAUAUACGAGAGUACAUCAUAGCUAUACGUGACAUUGCAGAAAAAUGAAAUGAUAUGAAUAUUACUAUUCCUAAGAUCUUUUCGGUCCAUUACAUCUUGCAGAUACUACCAAUAAAAUAUGACCUUUUUAAGAUCUCCUAUUACACACAUAAGGAUGAAUGGUCAAUGAUUGAUCUCAUGAUCUAG
Molecule: messenger RNA, 465 nt
Organism: Spirodela intermedia
Lineage: Eukaryota; Viridiplantae; Streptophyta; Magnoliopsida; Alismatales; Araceae
Source: the annotation of a GenBank genome assembly